AUGCAAUAUGCGCUAAGUGCCGACAUCGUCAUAUUCCUCUCUGGCCGUCAGCGUCCGCUGUCCAAGCAAAACACCAGCAUCAGCACCAGCACCAGUACCAGCAUCACAUCAGCAUCAGCAUCAGCAGCGCCUCGGCUGGGCGUCGGUCAUCUGAUGACCACGGGGGGCAUCCUUGUAAUCGUGGGACACCAAGUCGGUCGCCCGGGCAACGGCCAUCAUGCGACCGAAGACCACGUGGAUUUGGAAGAUGCAACGUCCCGCAAUGGCCUUGCACCUGAACGUCUCAUCGGCGUGCAGAAACCGGACGCUCUCCCCCUCCGGUGCUUUUCUGUCAACGCAGAGAUCGCGCGGCAGACGGGUACAUGUCUCGUCCCCGUCCCUUUCCUGGCCCCCACCCUCGUUAGGCGGCAACUGAAAGGGGGUUCGACCCUCGAUAUCAGAUCGGCUGGCGCGGAUGUAGCCACAAAGCCCCCCGAUUGCGAGGGGCUCCGAGAGGGGCGGAGGGCAUCUAAGGGACUCGGACUGGGGGCCGGUGGUAGCGCGAUCUGUGACGGCGUCACUAGUUUGCCGUGGUUUGACAUCACGGCCCUGUUUUUCUUUGAUUUUGGGUUUUGCUUUUUCUGGGUUGUGGCCCAGGGGUGGGGUGCGAGGGGGGGAGGCGCGAUGCAGGUGGAGAAGGCUGCCAACUCCCAGAUCCAGCUAUGA
Penicillium canariense is the source of this 705-nucleotide messenger RNA. RefSeq lists its product as uncharacterized. The transcript is spliced from 5 exons. The coding region runs from base 1 to 705 and encodes 234 amino acids. The record is from RefSeq and is a predicted model, not a curated record. Lineage: Eukaryota; Fungi; Ascomycota; Eurotiomycetes; Eurotiales; Aspergillaceae.